Molecule: messenger RNA, 703 nt
Organism: Sinocyclocheilus rhinocerous
Lineage: Eukaryota; Metazoa; Chordata; Actinopteri; Cypriniformes; Cyprinidae
Product: poly(A)-specific ribonuclease PARN-like
Exons: 6
Coding region: 134-616 (160 amino acids)
Source: RefSeq, a predicted model, not a curated record
ACACACACACUCUCAUCUGUCAGUGAGUGUGCUGAUCUGUGUUUGCCGUGUCUCAGGGAACAUCCAGGUGUCGUGGAUCGAUGACACGUCGGCGUUCGUGUGUCUCAGUCAGACGGAGCAGGUUCAGAUAGCCAUGAACACCAGCCGCUACGCCGAGAGCUACCGCAUCCAGACCUACGCUGAGUACAUGCAGUCCAGACAGAAGAGCACACACACCAGCAGGAGGUGGACUGACGACGGCUGGGCGGACACUUCCUACAGCGCCGCCUCGGGCUCCAGCCGGCUGCAGGCGGUCAAGAGGAGCAUCAGUCCGUCUCUAGAGGAGCAGAAUCACGACGCUGACAGCAGCUGGACAAACUACAGCAGCGUCAAGAAGAUCAAGACCGACGGAAGCUGCUCGCAGACGUACGCUGAUGUCGCUGGCUCCUGUGAUUGGCCCAGACUGCAGCCUGAUGAAGGCGGAGCCUCUGUGAGUCCAGUGCAGGAGGAGGCGGAGCCCGAGGAGUCCUCAGCCAAUCAGAGUCAAGGUAAAAGGAGCCGCAGACACAAGAAGAGGAAGUCAGACGCUUCUGAAACUACGCCACCGGCGCUCUUCGACGUUCCUCAGGUUUGGUAGCGAAGGCUCGGCAGCCAAUCGGAAGCCUCGCUCAGUCUGGGUGUAAUUGACAGCCAAUCAGAAGACUGCACUUAUCUCCUGACGCCC